CAACAAUCCCUCGGUUGACAGCCAUGCCCCGUGGAAUACUGGAAGAAACUAUUUGUCAUCAUCCUGGUGGAUUCUCGCGCAAAGAAGAGUUGCAGGAAGAACUCGAGGCCUGCACCAAAGCUUCAGCCAGACUCAGGAAACUUGGGCUGCCGUGCUUGGGCCAGGAGCAGCUUUUCUUGCGCAAGGGGCGGAUUCGAACCUCGGCCCUUGACUUCUUCAACGACGAUCAGCGGUCGGCUCCGCUGGAUGGCGAGAUUCCGGAGCUACUGGGGCGAGAGGAUCCGGCAUUGCAGGUCUUCAAAGAUCCAAUGGAUGACUUUCAGGCACCUCCCGUGGGCCUGGAACAGAUCGAUGUUCCCCGGCCCGGGCCCAGAGAACGUCCUUUCGUGUUGGAGGAGGUGCAGCUGGAUCAGCCUGGCCGGCGAUCAGUGGAGAUUCCGAUCCAUUCCCCUGAGGAAGCAAAGGCGCGCCGGGCCGCGAGCCGCAAGGGAUGA
Molecule: messenger RNA, 494 nt
Organism: Cladocopium goreaui
Lineage: Eukaryota; Dinophyceae; Suessiales; Symbiodiniaceae
Source: the annotation of a GenBank genome assembly